Rotaria sp. Silwood1 is the source of this 2952-nucleotide messenger RNA. NCBI's taxonomy places the organism in Eukaryota, Metazoa, Rotifera, Eurotatoria, Philodinida, Philodinidae. The record is from the annotation of a GenBank genome assembly.
AUGUAUAUGUAUUGCAUUCUUUUCGUUGUAUUAUUUAUUUUAACUUUUGCACCAUUAUCACAAUCUAGUGCUUCUCUUCUUCCUAUAUACAAUCCAUCAACUCAUUGUCAUCAUUUGACUCUUACUGAUGAAAAUUUAACUUUUGCUAUUUGUCUUCAACGUGCACCAGAUAAACAAUAUCCAUUUAAUCUUUAUACAUCAUCAUCAUUUUGUUCAAAAUCUUAUCCACCAGAUGGUCAUCUAGUUGAUCUAUUGUCUUUAUCUUCAUCAACAAUUGAUUUACUUUUUCAAAGUUUAACAAAUCUUCUAAAUACAAAUGAUCCUCAUAUUGUUUUACCUGAACCAAAUUUUUUUUGGAUAAAUUCAAGAAAAAAUGAAUCUGAAAAAUUUAUAAUAUUAAAAACAAAUUGUCAAUAUAAUAAUGAUAGUAAACCAUGUAUUAAAACAAAAGCUACGCAUUGGAAUCGUGCUCCAUUUAUUUGUUUAACAAAACAAAUAAUAAAACAAGAAAAACAAAUAACAACAGAACCUAUUCAUAUUUCACCAAUUUAUUCAAAUGAUACAAUUCUUUUCUAUGAUUCAACAUCGUGUAUAGUUGUUCGUACACGUACACAUCAAUAUACAUUUUGUAUUCGUCGUCAAACAUGUCCACAAUCUAAGACACAUGCAUAUUGUACAAAUAGAUUUGAUGCACAACGUAUAUGUGAAAAAGAAAAAAAUGGUUCAAAAUUAUUAACAAUAGAAAAUGAUGAAGAAUUUCGACUUAUAGAUGAUGUUCUAUAUCGAUAUUCAAAUGAAUCAAUACUUAUUAAUUCCGGUGAUUUUGUCGAUAAAAAUAUUUUGCGUGCACAAUGGCUAUGGAUUGAUGGAAAAAAAGGUGUUGAUAAUACUUAUCGAUGGAAUAUAAAUGAUAAAAUUUUUACAGAAAUUCCAGAUAAAUAUUGGUGUAAUGAUACAGCUAAUUGUUCAAGUAAAAAAGGAAGUAGUCAUGUUGUUUUAAGUAUAAUUUGUCCACCGAACAAUAGAACUUUACAAGCUUGUGUAGCACCUAGAACAUCAUCACAUCCAGGACCAUAUAUAUGUAAACGAACAUUGAAAGAGAACGAAGAAUCAAUUUUAAACUAUAAUUAUCUUCGAGAUUUAAUUAUUCCUAUUACAACAACAACAACACCUAUUCCUGUUGUACCAGUUUAUGAAAAAAAUUUAACAUCAAUCUAUUAUGAUGAACAUCAUUGUUUAACUGUUCAAACUCAUUCUCAUCUAUAUUCAUUUUGUUUACGUCGACAAAAUUGUACAGCACGAAAAGCUUAUUGUACAAAAUGGAGUCAAGCUCGAAGAGAUUGUAUAAUAUUAAAAAAUCGAGCACAAUUAUUAACUAUUGAAAAUGUACAAGAAAGAAAAUUAAUUACUGAUAUAAUGAAAGAUUAUUUAAAUGAAACACGUUUAACAUUUAAUGGAAGUACAUAUCGUUAUUAUGAAUUAGCAGAUUUUAUAUGGAUUGAUGGAGUUCGACAAGCUAACAACAAAACAUAUUUAUGGAAUAAUGAACGUGAUUCGAUACCGAAACAUUUAUGGUGUCCGAGAAAAUAUUGCACUUCAAUGAAACGUGAACGUGUUAUGUUGAAUUUAUUAUGUAAGAAAAAUAAUUCAUUACUUUGUUUGGGUACACGUAUUGAAUGGCAUCCAGCACCAUAUAUUUGUAAACGUGUACGACCUAAAGAUGAAUGUCCAAUAUUAUUUGAUAAAAUUCGUAAUAUAGAAUUGAAUGAAAUGUUAAUUGUGACAGUCAAUCGAACAGUAGCAUUCAUUAUAUGUAAACAUCCAGAGUAUAAUACAGAAAUAAAAGUACAAUAUCAAUGUGAUAUUCAAACAAAACAAUGGAAAUUAAUCUAUGAAAAUGACAAUUUUACUUGUCCUAAUUAUGAUAUUCUUUCGAUACCUGCGUCAAUUAUUGAGUCCCAAUCAUCUCAAACAACCUAUAAUUCAACAUCAACCCAAGCAUCAUAUACAAAACCGAGUACUUUAUCAUAUUCAAGACAGAGUUCUUUAUUAUAUCCAGUACAGAGUACAUUAAGUACAAUAAAAGAAAAUGAUUGUUCAAAAUGGGAACUUUCAUUAAUUAUAAAUCGUUUACCAACUGAAUCUCGUAAUAUCUUUUCACAGAAAUUAACAUAUCAUUUAUCAUCAUAUUAUGAUAUGAAAUUAACAUGUUAUUUUAAUCAUUCAAUACAAAUAACUUAUCGAUGUAAUUUAUUAACUAAACAAUGGAUCUAUGUUUAUGGUAUAUCAAAUCGUUUUCAAAAAUGUUAUCAAUCAUGUAGUAAAAAUGAACGAAAUGAAUUAUUAAAUAAAUAUUUUACACAAUAUCAACAAACAAAAAUUCAUACAAGAUAUAUACAAGAAAAAAAUUCAUUACGUUUAUCAUGUUUACAUAAACCUAGUAAACGACGAAUAGCAAUUCGAUACAAAUGUGGAACAAUGACAAUAACAACAAAACAAUGGUAUAGAUUACAUUUAUGUUUUCAACCUAUUAUAGAAACACAAUUUCCGACUAUAACGAUAGCAAUGGCUGUAAACGAAGUAGCACGUCCAUGUCCUCCGGCAGUUGUUCGUGGUAGUCCAUGCGAAGAUCAAAUAGGUCAAUAUAUAACUGAUGUAAAUGGAUGUCAACGAAAAAUUUGUCCAUCACUUAGUAAAUUAUGUAAUACAAUUCGUUGUUCACCUGAGCGAGUAUGUCGUGUUAUUGCAUGUCCAUCAUGUAUUCAUACUGAUUAUCUUCUACCUGUUUGCGAAUAUCCAAGUAAAACUUCACUAUGUGGACUUCAAGGACAAUUAUUUUUAUUAAAUGAUUAUGUAUCAAUUGAUAGUUGGGAACGCGAAACAAUAGCUCUCAUUCAUCUAUAUGCUAGUGAACAAAGACAACGAAUAACAUUAACACGAGACUAUAUUUGA